AUGUCUCAAGCAGGAGGAGCUGCGUCUCUCGUAACCCAAGCGGUGCCCAUGCAAGCACCACAAAUGCCGGAACCCGGCUAUCCCUCGAAGCUAACGCUCGAGCUCCGGGGGCAACGAUUCGAAAUAGAUCGUGAAAUGUUGAUGAGUCUUCCCGAGAGCAUCUUGAUUGUAAUGUUUCCGAAUGGUUUGAUACUAGGUAGAGGUGGUGCAGGUCUUGACCCGUAUGAGGAGGACGAAGAGCCCGGGGACGACACGUCAGACGAUUCGAUCCUGUUGGAGGACCAAACGAUAUAUGUGGACUUUGACCCACAGUGUUUGGAAUAUAUCUUGAAUUUUUAUCGGAAAGCUCAGGAUGCUUUUUAUUCAAACCAAGGGAGUUCCAUGUCCACGUUUCCAUCUAAUCCGACGCAGAAUCCAUUGUUAAAUAAACAGGCGAUUAUUGUAUUGCGUGAAGAAUUAGACUAUUUCACUAUUCCACCCAAGAAAACUGAUGUAGCAGAUGGAUCAUCAACUACCGUCACUGCUGCUUCCAAAACAGUAACAGAAUCAUUAGCUUUUAAUAAAUUGAAAAUAGAUUGUGGCGAGUACCUACUAAAUCAACGAAAGAUAUUCACCGCGCUCCAACGAAACGUCAAUAAAGAGAACAAUGUUGCGGAGCAACAUUUGAUCGAUAUGCUUUGCGUGUCUGGAUUUUCGCGAGAUGAUGAAUGGGGCUAUCGAAACACUGAGCCGCAAAAAACCAGUAUUGUGAGUAUCGCUUUGGUGAUGCUGAAGACUACCGGACAGAGUAAUCAGAUGGCUACGGCGCAAAAGCUGCUGUUGUUUUGGAGGAAGCCGGCGAGGAAAUGUUGGUGGGAUGGAUUAGAAGUCAAUCUUGGUGAUAGGAAUAUACCAGUCAGUCUUUGGUGUAGACGCACUUGGACUUUGGAAUUGGCUUUAGUUUAA
Ambispora leptoticha is the source of this 945-nucleotide messenger RNA. Lineage: Eukaryota; Fungi; Glomeromycota; Glomeromycetes; Archaeosporales; Ambisporaceae. The record is from the annotation of a GenBank genome assembly.